GCGGUGUUGCAUUCCGGAACAAUUAUCCUGUGGGACAUAGCUUAUAUCGUGACGUGGUUGGAGUGAUAGAAAUAAACUACAUUAGUGAACGAUCUGUAGUUAUGGACUAAUUCAGUUGGUAUUUUACUCUCAACAUAUGUCAAACAGUGCAGUCUUGUCUGGCAGGCAUUGAGACCUCUUGGCAUUGUGGUUCUUGUUGAUUUGAGGCUUCUGCGCGGGGACACGCCUUUCAUCCUUAGCGCGGUGACUCUCUGUCCCUGCGUCAUCAUGAAGCUGUACAGCCUCAGCGUCCUCCACAAAGGAGCGACAAAAUCCAACCUCCUUAAAUCUGCCUAUGACCUAUCCUCCUUUAGCUUCUUCCAACGCUCCAGUGUCCAAGAGUUCAUGACCUUCACCAGCGCCUUGAUUGUGGAGCGUUCUGCACACGGCAGCCGAGCCUCAGUCAAAGAACAAGAGUACCUGUGCCACGUGUAUGUGAGGAAUGACAGUCUGAGUGCAGUGGUGAUAGCAGACAGCGAGUACCCUCAAAGGGUCGCCUUCACACUACUAGACAAGGUGCUAGAGGAGUUCUCCAGACAAGUGGACAGCAUCGACUGGCCAUCUGGAACCCCUGAAACCAUCAACUACAAAGCUCUGGACAUCCACCUGGCCAAGUACCAGAACCCCAGAGAGGCAGAUGCUAUGACCAAAGUGCAGGCUGAACUGGACGAGACAAAGAUCAUUCUGCACAACACCAUGGAGUCUCUGUUGGAAAGAGGGGAGAAGCUGGAUGAUCUGGUGCAGAAGUCUGAACACCUGGGGAACCAGUCUAAAGCCUUUUAUAAGACUGCACGGAAGCAGAACUCAUGCUGCGAGGUCAUGUAAUGACUGUGAACUGUCCUUUUAAACACAGCUCUUGGCCUUUCUGCUCAUCCUACAACUCCCAUCAUGCCCCAGCCUCCAGGAGAUAGAAUGGCCUCCGCUCAGUCACUGGGAGGGCACAGAGGCAGUUGGGUGGGGGGGUUGGCAGGGGAAAUUAUUAUAUUUAUUUGCUUCAUUGUAACCUCUCAAAAGGCAUUGAGGUGGUUCAUAGCCAGCCAGGAUGUGGUCCAUCAAUAACGUGUUGUUUGUAUCUUUGGUGGUUUGUUCUUUGAAAAAAGUCUUAAAGCGUUUCCUGAAUUUCAGCCUGUAUCAGAAUCUUGUGUUUUGAAGGAGGAGAGAUUAAGUUCUCAUGCUUGGCUUUAAAGCAACCCUGACAAUCUCGCUCUGUUCUAUGUAGUAACUCACAGCUAACGUUAAAACAAGAGAUUUCUGGAACCCAGGAUCUGCUGGUGUUCUCGUAAAGGUCUUGUAGUGUCGUCAUAUUUUAUUUUCCCACUAGAUGGUGCUGUUUCCUCACAUUCGUAGUUCAGGUAUAUUCAGUUACAUAUUUAAAGGGCCUCUGUAUCCUGGAGGAAUUAUAUUCUAUGUAUUGUGAUUUGGGGGAGCAGUGGCUGUUUGUAACUGGGUCUGAGACAUCAGAACUCCAUGAUCAAAUUGCUCAUUUCCACAGAAUGUUUUAGCGUAGUGAUUUAAUCGUAUUGAAUCAUGUUUUUUUUUGUGGAGGCAUGUGAAAACUUUGAAAAAUGUCCGAGUUUUUGAUUGGUAUUGCUCGUGCGGAUGGGCUUGUUAAACUAAAUUGGGUAGCCUGUACUUAGAAAGCAGUGUGUAGUGAUGUCUUAUUGAGCCUUAUUGAAUUAUGGGUUACAUUGAAGUCCUGCUGUGUAUGAGUAUGUGGUAUGAAAGGCAGGUCUUGCAGUGUCCUACUGGAGUUACGCUGUAAUCCCUCCAAAGCUUUUUUUAAAUGUUGUGUUUCACAGAGUAGGCUAAAAAAAAAAGUGUUUGUUGUCCGAACUAUUGAUAUAUAUAAAAACUGGAUUGUUGACACUAUGUAUUGACUAUUGAGAGGUUUUGAAGCCACUGGUUGGCCAUAUUGGUACUCCCCAGUAGGAAUAGUCCUCCAUAGGAAUUAUUGAAAUUCUACAGUAUUUCAAUUACAUUUUUCAAGGACAAAGUUACAUAUAUUGAAAUGUUUUUGUUGUAAGAUUAGUAAUCUCUAAAAAAUGAUACUUUAAAGAAUUUUUUUUUUUUUUUUCAUUUUGUAUUUUUAUGUUUUGCUCACAUAAUUUAAAAGUAUGCAUUUAAGGUGUCUGUUGUAGAAUAAAUGCAGCAAAAACAAAUGUAGACAUUAAUAAAUGAAUUUCUAUAGAUUCCAAAAUAUUUUUUAUAAUGCUGGGGAGUGCCAAGAUGGAGACAUGCUAGCUUUAACACAGUGCCCCCUAUUAGUCAUGUAGUGUUUAUCUAAAUCAUUGGUCUGUCUGGAUGCAGUCUUAAGAUGGCUCUCACAAUGAAUCAGCCAUCACCCACCCACCAAUGGGUUCUGAUCAUAGAGCUAGAUAUAGGACACCUUUUUAGCUGUGCCAUUAUAGCGCAUGUCACAGCAUAGGCAGCACCACUGAGGCUGCAACCCGUAGGAAUACUCACCCAGUUGACUAUUUUAAAAUGGCGGAAGUAUGGUGGAAGCCCUCAAUGACGCUGCCAAUGCUAAAAUAGCAUUUUGGCCACUAGAGGCCUUUAUCAUUCUCUAUAGUUAUGAGAGGUAAUUUAUGCUUGAUCAGAAAGUGUGGUCGGAAACUCCGUAUGGAGAUGUGACAUAAUUGCAGAGCAUCCGGAGGCACGCUGAGGCCAAAUUGUUGGACAAAGCGAGAUGGAGAGAGGCCUUUGAUAUUUUAUAUGUAGUUUAUCUUGCUGCUUUAUUUUGUGUCUUAUGACCUGAUUGUGUGUGUGUGUGUGUGUUGUGUUUGUGAACGUCUGUGUGCAAAUACAUAAUUAGUCUGUGACCUGAACUGCUCUUAUUGCUUUAUGGCACAAUUUCUGUGUAACUUCUAGAAGCUGACUACCCUCUCCAUAAUGUUGGAUGUGGGGCAAACAGAUAGUUAACUUGACACCAGGGUUUCCAAUGAAGGACACUUUGAUGACUCUUGUACACUUAUGAUCAACUCCCCAAAUGAAGAAAGCCAAGGGUGAACAAAAAAAAAACAUUUUCUCUGAGGAAUUUGUUCUGUAAACGUUUAAGUUGUGCUGAAAACUUAAAUACUGUUACAAAUGCUAUUAAAGUUAAGCUGUAGCUAUUUAGUGAUUUGUUUCUCCACUUUAAAUAUCAUGUCUUAAUUAGGAGAGAGAUGUUCUGUAAUUUAUUUAGUUAAAUAGCACAUCAUGGAAUUGGAAGCAAACAUUGAAGAUGUUGUAUUAUACAUAUUUUGGACAUUUAUUUAGCUGAAACACUGUUUACAGAAGUUGUAAUAUUGCCUGGAUAAAAAACAAAAGGCCUUGAA
Oncorhynchus gorbuscha (pink salmon) is the source of this 3353-nucleotide messenger RNA. RefSeq names its product synaptobrevin homolog YKT6. Gene Ontology annotation, cellular component: Golgi apparatus. NCBI's taxonomy places the organism in Eukaryota, Metazoa, Chordata, Actinopteri, Salmoniformes, Salmonidae. Bases 268 to 864 code for a protein of 198 amino acids. The record is from RefSeq and is a predicted model, not a curated record. The transcript has 8 exons. Gene Ontology annotation, biological process: endoplasmic reticulum to Golgi vesicle-mediated transport. Gene Ontology annotation, molecular function: SNAP receptor activity.